AUGCGGGUCCUUGUUGGAAGCUGCUUGUCACCGCGCCUUGUUGUUGCACACUUGGACGUAUCCGAUCGCAUGGAAUGGACGGCUUCCCUCUCGGGUGAACUGGAGCUGCCGCCAACGCACGUCUGCCGCGGAAUCUACCUCGCCCAGCGGUCUCCGUUUGUAGACGUCGCCUCCACGGAGAAGCGCAAGCGCGCGACCUUCUUCCACGCCGCUGCGAGCCACGAGCCGCAACCAGUUUACCUGUCCAGAUUCAAGCUCAUCCUUGUGAAAAUGACGGCCAUGCAGACGCAGCUGAACGCCCGCUUCGACGACGUGGACAAGAAGCUGCAGCAUUUGACGGCUCGCGUCGAGCAGAUGGAGCGCAACAACAGCGGAUCACUAUCUAAGUGA
Molecule: messenger RNA, 390 nt
Organism: Phytophthora sojae
Lineage: Eukaryota; Oomycota; Peronosporomycetes; Peronosporales; Peronosporaceae
Exons: 3
Coding region: 1-390 (129 amino acids)
Source: RefSeq, a predicted model, not a curated record